Knipowitschia caucasica is the source of this 3387-nucleotide messenger RNA. Lineage: Eukaryota; Metazoa; Chordata; Actinopteri; Gobiiformes; Gobiidae. The record is from the annotation of a GenBank genome assembly.
AUGGAAGAGUUCAGCGACCUGAGCCCCCAGGAGCUGGCGGCCCCCGUCAACACUGUGGAGGACAAAUGGAAGCUGCUGCCGGCCUUUCUGAAGGUGAAAGGCUUAGUAAAGCAACACAUUGAUUCCUUUAAUUAUUUCAUCAAUGUUGAGAUAAAGAAAAUAAUGAAAGCCAACGAAAAGAUCACCAGCGACGCAGACCCUAUGUGGUAUCUGAAAUAUUUGAAUAUUUAUGUUGGAAUGCCAGAUGUAGAAGAAAGCUUUAACGUCACUCGCCCUGUGUCUCCUCAUGAGUGUCGUCUCAGAGACAUGACCUACUCUGCUCCCAUAACGGUGGACAUAGAAUACACCCGCGGGAGUCAGAGGGUGAUCCGCAACGCUCUGCCCAUCGGGAGGAUGCCCAUCAUGUUGAGAAGUUCCAACUGUGUUCUGUCGGGAAAGACCCCCAUGGAGUUCUCCAAGCUGAACGAGUGUCCUCUGGACCCAGGUGGAUACUUUAUUGUGAAGGGUCAAGAAAAAGUCAUUCUGAUCCAGGAGCAGUUGUCCAAGAAUCGCAUCAUUGUGGAGCAGGACAGGAAAGGAGCAGUGGGAGCCUCUGUCACCAGUUCAACUCAUGAGAAGAAAAGCAGAACUAAUAUGAUCGUAAAACAAGGACGUUUCUACCUCAGACACAACACUCUCUCAGAGGACGCUCCCAUCGCCAUCAUCUUCAAGGGCAUGGGAGUGGAGAGUGACCAGGAGAUCGUGCAGAUGAUUGGGACGGAGGAGCACGUCAUGUCCAGCUUCGCCCCGAGUCUCGAGGAGUGUCAGAAAGCUCAGAUCUUCACCCAGACCCAGGCGCUACGAUAUCUGGGAAACAAAGUGCGGCGACAGAGAAUGUGGGGAGGUCCCAAGAAAACCAAGAUGGAGGAGGCACGAGAACUACUGGCCUCUCUGAUCCUCACACACGUGCCGGUGAAAGAGUUUAACUUCAGAGCUAAGUGCAUCUAUCUGGCCGUGAUGGUGCGGAGGGUGAUCCUGGCUCAGGGAGACAACAAAGUGGACGACAGAGACUACUACGGGAACAAGCGUCUGGAGCUGGCGGGACAGCUGCUGUCGCUGCUGUUUGAAGAUCUGUUUAAGAAAUUUAACUCCGAGCUGAAGAAGAUCGCCGACCAGAUCAUCCCCAAACAGAGAGCGGCGCAGUUCGAUAUCGUCAAACACAUGAGACAGGACCAGAUUACCAACGGAAUGGUCAACGCCAUCUCCACGGGAAACUGGUCUCUGAAGAGGUUUAAGAUGGACCGUCAGGGAGUGACGCAGGUUCUGUCUCGUCUGUCGUUCAUCUCUGCUCUGGGGAUGAUGACCAGGAUCUCGUCUCAGUUCGAGAAAACCAGGAAGGUCAGCGGCCCUCGCUCUCUGCAGCCGUCACAGUGGGGAAUGCUGUGCCCUUCGGACACUCCUGAGGGAGAGGCUUGUGGUUUAGUGAAGAACUUAGCGUUGAUGACACACAUCACCACAGACAUGGAGGACGCUCCCAUCAUCAAACUGGCCUUUAACCUCGGGGUGGAGGACGUCAACCUGCUUUGUGGAGAGGAGCUGUCCUACCCCAGCGUCUUCCUGGUCUUCCUCAACGGUAACAUCCUGGGAGUGAUCCAGGACCACAGGAAGCUGGUCAGCACCUUCAGGUUAAUGCGCAGAGCGGGAUUCAUCAACGAGUUUGUUUCUAUCUCCACCAACCGCACCGACCGCUGCGUCUACAUCUCCUCUGACGGGGGCCGCCUCUGCAGACCUUACAUCAUUGUCAAGAAAGGACAACCCAUGGUCAAGGACAAGCACAUGGAAGAUCUGUCUCAGGGCUACAGAACGUUUGAAGACUUCCUCCACGAGGGGUUGGUGGAGUACUUGGAUGUGAACGAGGAGAACGACUGUCAGGUGGCGGUGUAUGAACACAUGAUUUACAAGGACACCACACACUUGGAGAUCGAACCCUUCACUUUACUUGGAGUCUGCGCUGGUCUCAUCCCUUACCCUCACCACAACCAGUCUCCCAGAAACACGUACCAGUGUGCCAUGGGGAAACAGGCCAUGGGAACGAUCGGCUACAACCAGAGGAACCGCAUCGACACCCUGAUGUACCUGCUGGCCUACCCCAUGAGACCCAUGGUUAAAACCAAAACCAUCGAACUGAUCGACUUUGAGAAGCUGCCCGCCGGUCAGAACGCCACGGUGGCUGUGAUGAGCUACAGCGGCUACGACAUAGAGGAUGCUCUGGUCCUCAACAAGGCCUCGCUGGACCGAGGGUUUGGCCGCUGUCUCGUCUACAAAAACACCAAGUGCACUCUCAGACGUUACACAAACCAAACCUUCGACAAAGUCAUGGGGCCGAUGCUCGACGCCACAACUCGCAAACCCAUCUGGAAACACAACAUCCUGGAUGCUGACGGGAUCUGCUCCCCGGGUGAGAAGGUGGAGAACAAACAGACGUUGGUGAAUAAGUCGAUGCCCACAGUCACACAGACACCACUGGAGGGCGCCACUCAGCCUGGACAGCCCCAGUACAGAGACGUCCCCAUCAGUUAUAAAGGAUCCACAGACUCGUACAUAGAGAAAGUGAUGAUCUCGUCCAACGCUGAGGAUGCUUUUCUCAUAAAGAUCCUCCUUCGUCAAACCAGACGCCCAGAGAUCGGAGACAAGUUCAGCAGCAGACAUGGACAGAAAGGUGUGUGUGGCCUCAUCGUACCGCAGGAGGACAUGCCGUUCUGUGACACAGGGAUCUGUCCCGACAUCAUCAUGAACCCUCACGGAUACCCGUCCAGGAUGACGGUGGGCAAACUGAUAGAACUGUUGGCUGGAAAGGCGGGGGUCCUGGACGGCCGCUUCCACUACGGCACGGCGUUCGGCGGAAGUAAAGUGAAGGACGUGUGCGAGGAUCUGAUUCGCUAUGGAUACAACUAUCAGGGCAAGGACUACGUCACAUCUGGGAUCACAGGGGAGCCACUUGAAGCCUACAUUUACUUUGGACCGAUCUAUUACCAGAAACUGAAACACAUGGUUCUGGACAAGAUGCACGCCAGAGCCCGGGGCCCGAGGGCCGUCCUCACCAGGCAGCCCACCGAGGGCCGCUCCAGAGACGGGGGUCUGCGUCUGGGGGAGAUGGAGAGAGACUGUUUGAUCGGGUACGGAGCCAGUAUGUUACUGUUGGAGAGACUCAUGAUCUCCAGCGACGCCUUCGAGGUCGACGUCUGCGGACAGUGUGGCCUUCUGGGAUACUCCGGCUGGUGUCACUACUGCUCGUCCUCGUGCCACGUCUCGACCCUGAGGAUCCCCUACGCCUGUAAACUCCUGUUUCAGGAGCUGCAGUCCAUGAACAUCAUCCCACGCCUCAAACUGUCGCGAUACAACGAGUGA